AACACAUUUCUAAUCUUUUAAAUAAUUUAACUAUUUUAACUUUUUUUGCAUGAUACAUAAUAAUCAAGUCAGGGUCUUGAUUCUAGGAGAGAGAAUCAGUGGAUUCAGGGUGUAACAACAAAAGGAAAUCUGUCCUUUAGAAGGGUCUACCUCCCACCCAGAGACUGAAAUAACAUCUGCACAAAUUAAGGUAGAUUGCAUUUUUGUUAAAAAUUAACAAAAUCUAACUUUUACCUCUUCAAAAAUCUGAAUUUCAUUAGUUAAAUGUCAUCCAGUUGUUUUUGGGGGGUAAAGGUCGACGAAGAGGGUUUCCUAGCAUCUUACCACCACCUUUCUAGAUUAGAUAGAACAAUAAAUAAUCAAACCAAGUAGAACGCAAGCUGGACGAUCUAGAAGGUCUUCUUUAUAGACUUUUGCCAUGGAAACCCAGAUCAGGAGUUUACAUUAUGAACUUAUUAUAAGAGACCUCAUUGCAUUAGCUGAAAAAGUCAAUCUGCAGAGUGCUUCUAAAACUAUAGCAAUCUCACAAGAAAUAAGCAUAAUAAAUAUAGAUCAAUGCAAAGAUUUGUUUAAAAUCAGGCAAGAAUCAGAGACUCUUAAACAUAAUAAUGUGUCUUGCCCUUCUCCUAAUUGCUUAGCCGUGCUAAUGACCACAGUGAAUAACAAAUUAAAGAGGUUUCCUCUCCUCAAUUCUAGGAGUUAGGUAAUUUAAUUUUCUCUUCAUUCUCUAAGAGGGAAAUUGAUAUGGAAAAAAUCCAUUGACUUCUAUGUCCAUAUAACUUAAGUGACCAUACCUCCGAUCUUAUGUGGACUGUUAUAUCCUUCAGAAAUAAUAUCCUGUGGAAAACCAGCUGGUUGCCUCAGUGUUUAUCAACCCAGUCAGGGUCAUAACCUCUCUAAUCUAUGACUUUAUGAAUCCUAUCCCUAUGGGAAGGAUAUGUCAAA
Molecule: messenger RNA, 945 nt
Organism: Rubroshorea leprosula
Lineage: Eukaryota; Viridiplantae; Streptophyta; Magnoliopsida; Malvales; Dipterocarpaceae
Source: the annotation of a GenBank genome assembly